Messenger RNA from Spodoptera littoralis (African cotton leafworm), 606 nucleotides. NCBI's taxonomy places the organism in Eukaryota, Metazoa, Arthropoda, Insecta, Lepidoptera, Noctuidae. The record is from the annotation of a GenBank genome assembly.
AUGCUUAAAUUCUUGAUCCUCGCGGUUGUGGCUGUUGCCAUCGCCGAAUCUCACGAAGGACCCUGCCCAGAGGUCAAGCCGGUUGAGAAUUUCAACCUGACAGCCUACCAAGGGGUUUGGUAUGAAAUUUCAAAGCUGCCAAUCGCUUCUGAGGGCAAGGGUGCUUGUAGCCAGGCUGAGUACACAGUAGACGGUGACAUCGUCAAAGUAAAGAACACCCAUGUUAUUGAUGGAGAGCAGAAGUACAUCGAAGGAACUGCCAGAUAUGCUGAUGAUGCUAACAACGCUGCCAAGUUCGUCGUUUCCUUCAAAUUCGGAGAUUUCGUUUCUCAAUCUCCUCUGCUGAUCCUGAAAACCGACUUCAACAGCUACUCCGUUGCCUACAACUGCAAGUAUGAUGAGAAGACCAACUCACACAAAGAACAAGCCUGGAUCCUGUCAAGGACGAAGACCCUGGAAGGUGAACCCAAGACCAUCGUUGACAACUUCUUGAAGGAAAACCCCAAACUGAUUGAUGUCAGCGAACUUGUCCACACCGACUUCUCUGAGGAGGCUUGCAAGUACACUGACUCCAGCGUCAUGACUGAACAAACAGCCAAGCCCUAA